Frankliniella occidentalis (western flower thrips) is the source of this 921-nucleotide messenger RNA. RefSeq names its product L-sorbose 1-dehydrogenase-like. The transcript has a single exon. The annotation marks the transcript as partial. Gene Ontology annotation, molecular function: flavin adenine dinucleotide binding; oxidoreductase activity, acting on CH-OH group of donors. NCBI's taxonomy places the organism in Eukaryota, Metazoa, Arthropoda, Insecta, Thysanoptera, Thripidae. The record is from RefSeq and is a predicted model, not a curated record.
AUGCAACCCAUCCGCACGCCUGUAUGCGGUACAGUAUACCCAGAAAAAGUCCGCCUACGAUCACCCAUCCUGUACAAAUCCAGUGACAGGUGCUUUCAUGCAAACCCUUGGACUGGGCAGGCAUUCCUCCGGCCGGUGCGCUCGCGGUCCAACCUCCACAUCGGCAAGGGGGUGCGGGUGACGCGCGUGCUGGUGGAGCCCGACGGCCCUGGCGGGGGCGGGCGCGCCGUCGGGGUGCAGUACGUGCGGGGCCGGCGGGCGCGGGCGGUGCGCGCGCGCAAGGAGGUGAUCCUGUGCGCGGGGACCAUCGGCUCGCCGCACCUGCUGCUGCUCUCGGGCAUCGGGCCGGCCGCGCACCUCCGCGACCACGGCAUCGCCGUGCUCCGCGACCUGCCCGGCGUCGGCCUCAACCUGCAGGACCACGUCGCGAUGGGCGGGCUCGCCUUCCUGGUGAACGAGAGCGUGGCGCUGGUGGAGAGCCGCAUGCAGCGGCCGCGCUACGCGCUGGAGUACGCGCUGCGGGGCACGGGGCCCAUGACGCUGCCGGGCGGCGCCGAGGCGCUGGCCUUCCUGCAGUCGCCGCUGGCCGAGGCGGAGGCGGCGCUGGCGGCGUCCUCGGGCCCCGCGAGGAAGCGCUCGCGCCGCGCCGACGUGGAGCUCGUGUUCGGGCCCGGCGCGCUGCCGGGCGACACGGGUGGCAGCAUCCGCCGCUCCAUCAACCUGGACGAGGACUUCUGGCGGCGCGUGUACGGCGCCGUGGCCGGCCGCGACGCCUGGAACGCCGUGCCCAUCCUGCUGCGGCCGCGCUCCCGCGGCGCGCUGCGCCUCCGCUCCGCCAACCCCUUCCACUGGCCGCGCCUGCACGCCAACUACUUCCAGGACCCGCGCGACCUGCAGGUCCUGGUCCACGCCAUCAAGAUG